This is a messenger RNA of Manihot esculenta (cassava), 872 nucleotides long. Its product is annotated as probable glutathione S-transferase parC. Gene Ontology annotation, cellular component: cytoplasm. The transcript is spliced from 2 exons. Lineage: Eukaryota; Viridiplantae; Streptophyta; Magnoliopsida; Malpighiales; Euphorbiaceae. Gene Ontology annotation, biological process: glutathione metabolic process. The coding region runs from base 78 to 791 and encodes 237 amino acids. Gene Ontology annotation, molecular function: glutathione transferase activity. The record is from RefSeq and is a predicted model, not a curated record.
UCAAUUUCAUAGUAAUCUCACAGAGAAAACAAUUCCCACAUCUACUAUAUCCACUUUUCUUCUCAAUUUCUGCAAUAAUGUCCCAGGCCGACGAGCUAAUUCUAUUGGAGUGGUACCCUAGUCCUUUCGCAGCAAGGGUGAGGAUAGCCUUGGCUGAAAAGGGAUUAAAUUAUGAGUCCAGACCAGAAGAUUUAACCAACAAGAGCCCUCUUCUUCUACAGAUGAACCCAGUUAACAAGCAAAUCCCAGUGUUGAUCCAUAAUGGCAGACCCAUUUGCGAGUCAACGGUAAUAGUACAAUACAUCGACGAAGUCUGGAACCACAAGUCUCCAUUGUUCCCCUCUGAUCCUCACCAACGAGCGCAUUCCAAAUUCUGGGCUGACUAUGUCGAUAAGAAGAUUUUUGGUGGAGGGAUGCAGUUGGCAGCAUCAAAAGGGGAAGUGAAAGAAGCUGCAAAGAAGUAUCUGAUUGGGUGCUUUGAAACACUGGAGGAAGAGCUUGGAGACAAGCCUUUCUUCGGAGGUGAAAGUUUCGGCUACGUUGAUUUGGUCCUCAUUCCAUGCCAUAGCUUGUUCUAUACAUAUGAGAGCUUGGGAAAUUUGAGCAUGGCAGAGGAGUGCCCAAAGAUUGUGGACUGGGCGCAGAGAUGCUUGCAAAAGGAGAGUGUCUCUAAGUCUUUAUGUGAUCAGCAGAAGUUUUAUGCUAUUAUCUCGGAGAUAAGCAGAAGCGGAUCUGCAUGGACUUCAGUCCAAAAAUUCUUAGACAAACUUGAUCUACUACAAAAUUCAUAAGUUUUAAUUAAUAAAACUGUAUUGUGUUUCCAUAAUUAUCAAUAAACAUAUAAUUAAUGAAGAAUUCCUUUGGUUUAUAAA